Molecule: messenger RNA, 3063 nt
Organism: Truncatella angustata
Lineage: Eukaryota; Fungi; Ascomycota; Sordariomycetes; Amphisphaeriales; Sporocadaceae
Product: RNA dependent RNA polymerase-domain-containing protein
Exons: 3
Coding region: 1-3063 (1020 amino acids)
Biological process (GO): siRNA processing
Cellular component (GO): nuclear RNA-directed RNA polymerase complex
Molecular function (GO): RNA-directed RNA polymerase activity
Source: RefSeq, a predicted model, not a curated record
AUGUUCGAUGAGUUAUUAAGAAUUCAAGCUACAGAAGCGAAAACAUGCCCGUCGAUCACAGGGUCUGAAGAUGUUAAAUCAGAUUCAGAAGCUUGUGUUGUGACAUCAUCCAGCUUGGCCUCACUUCGAGCAGAUAAGCAUUUGGAAUCGCAGAAAAACUUGACCUUUGAUCAGCUGCCGACAGCUCUUGAACGUCGCCUUGAUCUUAUUUGGCCAAGUAUUCCUGUCGGGCUCGAGAAGGCUCCGCUUAUAGUGUUGUGGGAAACCACUCGUGCGGCUUUACAUUGUGAAGUCGACCUUAAGGACUUGAAGAUUGCCUAUGAUGAUAAGUGGAUAGAUCAAAACACAUUUUGGGAAUUCCUUCAGUCGCAUGACGCUUUUAGGGGCAAGUUACUUCCUCAAGAGUCGGACCCUAGUGCUUGGUCCGUCGGCCAUCAGGAAAGUUUUCGAUCAGGCAAUAGCGCGGUUUUGCUAAAAGCUUCUGUAUCUAUUGAAGAAAAAGCAACGCCAACCUUCAAGUUGCGGCUUCGACCUUUGCAGCUUAGCAAAAGCUGUCGACUCCAUAGACGGUUCGGCUCGGAUAGGUUCCUUGAGAUCACUCUCCCAACAAUUGACUCAUGGAACUCACUGAGUUCCCCCAAUGCGAGGGAAGUCACUGCCCACUGGCUUACACAAAAGCUUCAUCCCAUGGUUGGCCGGAAGUGGACAGCUUUCUGGAUCGGUCCACCACAAUCCUCUCAAUCUCUAGAUAGCCCUGCGCCUGGGUCGAAGCCAUUGGUCCAGCAGAAAAUUCAUUUCUUCGCAGAAGAAGGGAUUGGUCUUUCUUCAAGCCAAUUACAAGAUUCUCUUUCCUCGAAUGAAGCACCAUCGUCAAAGGUAUCGUGUCGUCGGGAAGCAAUGCUGAAUUGGCAUCUGCAAUUCACGCAGAACCAAGAUCAAUGCUAUCUAAAACUGUUCUCCCGUAUCCAACUUGGCUUAACCAAGACCGACCCAAUUGGCGAGCUGCAAGAAACCCAAAUACGCAAUCAUGUCGAUAAUUUAAUGUCUUCCACGGGAGAGGUAAUGAAUGAUGGUGUUGGCCGGAUAUCCAAAGGCUACAUGGUAAGGAUACGUGACACGCUGAAUAUCGCAUACACUCCUUGUGUUAUUCAAGGUCGUAUUGGCAGUGCCAAAGGGCUGUGGGUUAUCGACAAGACAUCGACCGAUGAAGAGGACUGGAUCGAGACAUACGAACGCCAACGCAAGUGGAAUUGUGACUGGUCCGACAAUGAUCAGCGAGUUCUUGAGGUCAAAACUUGGGCAGUAGAACCUCGACCUGCCACUCUGAACACACAAUUUCUUCCAAUUCUGGAAGACAGAGCAGUAAACAAAGCUCUACUACUGGAGACAAUCAGCAAACGCUUAUCAGACCACCUUAGAAACGACCUCCUUGACCUAGGAUCAGCAUUAGAUCAUCCUCAGCAGCUCAGCAAAUGGGUAUAUGAGAAUGCUCCGCGCCGAGUUGAUGGCAGCUAUGAUGGCAGCAUCCCAUUUCUUGGCGGACUUCCAGAGAUUACUCACGACAUUCUGAAUUUCCUCAUUAAUGGAGGUUUCAAUCCACUUAAACUCAAGUUUCUCCAAGAUCUUAUCUUCGACCUGCAAAAACAAAAAUACAACACCCUUUCGACAAAAAUGAAUGUUAAGCUUAACCGGUCCGCAUAUGUAUUCAUGAUCGCUGACUUUGAACGCGUGUUGGGACCACGAGAAGUCCACCUUUGCUUCUCGUCCAAGUUUAUAGAUGGACCAGAUGAGUUCAUGGACCUGGAUGGAAUGAAUGUCCUGGUCAGCCGUUGUCCUGCCCAUUUACCGAGUGAUAUUCAAAAGGUCACUGCAGUGUUCAAGAGAGAACUCCGUCACCUCAGAGAUGUUGUGGUCUUCCCAACCACGGGCGACGAGCCGUUGGCGAAAAUUCUUUCCGGCGGCGAUUACGAUGGUGAUAAAGCUUGGGUAUGUUGGGAUCCUGAGAUAGUCAACAACUUUGCAAAUUCGGUAGUGCCACCGAAACCUGAGUUGGAUCGUUAUUUUGCGCGAGAUCAAAGAACGGUUGGGCAGAUGAUUCACGAAUAUGGAGAAAGAGACUAUGUUGCCUCCAUGAUAGAGGCAGCAUUUUGCUUCAGCCUCAAGAAGAAGUUCCUUGGUAUUUGUACGAAUCACAAAGAGAGGUUUUGCGCCGAGGGAAAUUCCGUCAGCGAUGAGGCGACCAUCUCGUUGAGUUGGCUCCUCAGUGAACUAGCCGAUGAGGCCAAGCAAGGCUCCAACUUGACAACUGAAAAAUGGUAUCUUUACUUGAAAGAGGUAGUAGCGAAAUGUCACCGCCCCAAGCCUCAAAUCAACAGCCCGGGAUUUGAGAAAGGCACAAUGUGUAUUGUUGAUUAUUUGAAACAAACCUUAAAGGCUACAAUACACGAUGGGCUUAAGACAAUCUAUGAUUCUAUGACCCCACGGAAAGCAGACGGAACAGUCUUGGCUCAAAAUUACGACGCUGAUCUCUCAACUUAUUGGGACACAUUCGAGGACUGGGUGUUCCAUAUCUUUACCGCACAGUCGGACGAAAUAUUGUGCCUUGCGAAUGUUCGAAACUGUCUCCAAGCUGACCUACACGCUACUGCAGUUGAAUGGCGAAAGGUCAUGAGACCGCAAUCGAAUGAUACAAGUUAUCAACGAAAUGUCCAGUAUGUGUAUGCAAAAUGGCUUGAGAUAAGCCCACGUCCAGGAGUACAGGGCCAGCUCAAUGACCGCCUCGCCAACCUCUUCGAGCAGCAAAGCUGCAUACCGGUCGAGCUUCAGCAAUGGAAUCUGCUAAAGGCCAGCUUGACCUUUAAGUUAUUUCACAAUAAUACCUCUCCACGAUUUGUGUGGCAGAUAGCGGGGCGCCAACUGCAAUACAUCAAGGCAAUGAGAAGUGGUGGAGGAAAACCACCAGUCCUGGUUAGUGCGGAGAUGCUAGCUGUGCUGCGACCAGAUAGCAAAUAUAUACAGCGUAUGAGGGCUGCUGAGGAGUCGUCAAAUUCGGAGACAGGAUGA